AUGAUUUUACCUAUUUCUAUUAAUCCUAAAGAAGAUAAAGUGUAGCAUGAUUAGGGUAGUAAAUUGUUUAAAAAUGAUAUUUAGGUGAUGAAUUAUCAGAUUUGAAGCUACAUCAAGAAGCAUCUUAGAAUGAAGCAAUUACUAUGUACCCAAGCAAUGUUGAUGCAAAGAUUGGUAAGGGUAAUUUAUUGUUAAAUGUCAACAUUUAGGUAUUGCAUUAGCAGAUUUGAAAUAGUGCUAAGAAGUAAUUUAAUGCUAUGAUGAACCAAUGCUUAUUAGCCCUGAAUAAGUUGAUGUAUGGAAUAGCAAAGGUAAUUUAUUGUUGAAUAUUAUAUUAUCUAGGUGAUGCAUUAUAUAAUUUGAAUCAAUGCUAAGAAGCAAUUGAAUGUUAUAAUUAAGCAAUAUCUAUAAAUCCUAAAUAUGCUUAUUUAUGGUAUAAUAAAGGUAAUUAAUUGUUAAAUAUUUAUAUAUAUAUAGGUAAUGCAUUAACCAAAUUGAAUCAAUAUCAAGAAGCAAUUAAUUGUUACGACAAAGCUAUUUCUAUUAAUCCGAAAUAUGAUCCUGCAUAAAAUGGAAAGGGUAGUUAAUUGUUUAAUAGGAAUAUUUAGGUUAUGCAUUAAAAAAAUUGAAUCAAAAUCAAGAUGCAAUUUCAUGUUUCGAUGCAGCUGUUUCAAUUAACCCUAAAUUUGAUAGUGCAUGGUGUAACAAAGGUAAUUACUAAUUAAAUAUUAAUAUUUAGGUGAUGCUUUAUAUAAUUUGAAUCAAUAUGAAGAAGCAAUUAAAUGUUAAUGCAAAGCAAUAUAUAUUAACCCUAAAUAUUUUGCUGCAUGGUAUAACAAGGGUAAUUUGGUGUUAUAUAUUAUUAUUUAGGUGGUGCAUUAUAAAAAUUGAAUCAAUAUCAAGAAGCUAUUGAAUGUUACAAUGAAGCAAUAUCUAUUAACUCUAAAUAUGAUUAUGUCUGGUGUGGCAAAGGUAAUUAAUAAUUAAAUAUUUAUAUUUAGGUGAUGCAUUACAAAAAUUGAAUCAAUAUGAAGAAGCUAUUGAAUGUUACAAUGAAGCAUUAUCUAUUAACCCGAAAGAUGUUGAUAUAUGGAAUGGCAAGGGUAAUCUAUCAUUUAUUAUUACUACAUAGGUAAUGCAUUAUACAAUUUGAAUCAAUUUGAAGAAGCGAUUGAAUGUUACAAUAAAGCAUUAUCUAUUAACCCUAAAUAUGUUCAUGCACUGAAUUAUAAGGGUAAUUAAUUGAUAAAUUAUAAUAUUUAGGUCUCACAUUAUACAAGUUGAAUUAAUAUGAAGAAGCUAUUGAAUGUUACAAUGAAGUAUUAUCUAUUAACCCUAAAUAUGAUUAUGUAUGGUGCAACAAAGGUAAUUAAUAAUUAAAUAUUAAUAUUUAGGUCUUGCAUUAUACAAUUUGAAUCAAUAUGAAGAGGCUAUUGAAUGUUACAAUGAAGCAAUAUCUAUUAACCCUAAAUAUGUCAAUGCGUGGAAUGGCAAGGGUAAAUAAUUGUUAAAUUUCAAUAUUUAGGUCUCUCAUUAUUCAAUUUAGAUCUAUACUAAGAAUCAAUUGAAUGUUACGAUGAAGCAAUAUCUAUUAACGCUAAAUAUCUUAAUGCAUGGAAUGGCAAGGGUAAUCUAUCAUUUAUUAUUACUACAUAGGUAAUGCAUUAUUCAAUUUGAAUCAAUAUGAAGAAGCGAUUGAAUGUUACAAUGAAGCAUUAUCUAUUAACCCCAAAGAUGUUGAUGCAUGGUAUAACAAGGGUAAUCUAUUAAUAAAUAUUAUUAUAUAGGUAACACAUUACAAAAAUUGAAUCAAUAUGAAGAAGCUAUUGAAUGUUAUAAUGAAGCAAUAUCUAUUAACCCUAAAUUUGAUUAAGCAAUUUACAAUAAAGGUAAUGAUAUUUGUUAUUCAGGUUUAAUCCUACAAAAAUUAUAGAAACAUUUGGAUGCACUCUCAAAUUUUGAACAAGCACUUAAAAUAAAUCCUACUGCUCAUAGAUUAGAAUAUACAGGUAAAUUAAUCUUUAAUUUCUAUUUAGCUGAUUCAUUAAUUGAAUUACGUAGAAGUUCAGAAGCUAAAUACUUUUAUUUUGCUGCAUAGGAAAUGGGUUUGGGUUAGAAUGCUUACAUAAAAAGCUAACUAUCAAAGUUAUGA
Messenger RNA from Paramecium octaurelia, 2152 nucleotides. NCBI's taxonomy places the organism in Eukaryota, Ciliophora, Oligohymenophorea, Peniculida, Parameciidae. The record is from the annotation of a GenBank genome assembly.